Molecule: messenger RNA, 2029 nt
Organism: Cornus florida
Lineage: Eukaryota; Viridiplantae; Streptophyta; Magnoliopsida; Cornales; Cornaceae
Product: E3 ubiquitin ligase PQT3-like
Exons: 11
Coding region: 172-1863 (563 amino acids)
Biological process (GO): protein ubiquitination; mRNA processing; ubiquitin-dependent protein catabolic process
Cellular component (GO): nucleus
Molecular function (GO): zinc ion binding; ubiquitin protein ligase activity; nucleic acid binding
Source: RefSeq, a predicted model, not a curated record
GUUUUUCGAAUCAAGAAAAAAAUUGAAAAAACGAUCUGUGUUCUAGGGCUCCCGUCAGCUGUCGCUCCUCGAAGGCUCGAAGGCAAAGGAGAAGAUUUGGGUUUGUGUUUGUGUUUGUGAGAUUAGCUUCAGUUUCAUCAGGAGCAGUGCCGAAAAGACUACAAGCCAAAGAUGGAAAAUAAAUCUGAGGACGCUCCAUCAGUAAAGAGUGACUUUGUAGGGAUUCAUUCAUCUGUCAUGAGAUGUCCUGACAAUUCAGAAUGGUACGAUUAUGGAGACUAUUAUGGAGACGAUUUAUAUACUAUUCCUGAGGUCCUGCCAGUUCCACUUGUUCAGUGCAGCAACCCAAUUCAGGAUGCUCCCCCUCUUUCGCUUGUUCAGUGCAACAACCCUUUUCAGGAUGCUCCCUGUCUUCCGCUUGUUCAGUGCAAAAACCCUUUUCAGGAUGCUCCCCCUCUUAGUGAUGCUGAUGAGGACAAAAAGAUCAAGGCUUUAGUUGAUACUCCUGCCUUGGAUUGGCAGCAUCAAGCUUCCAAUGGCUUUGGUCCUGGCAGAGGUUUUGGACGGGAUAUGGCCAGAAGAAUGAGGGGUGGACAUAGUUCUGGUGUGUUGGAGCGGAAAACUCCUCCUCAAGGCUACAUAUGUCACAGAUGCAAGGAGCCUGGGCAUUUUAUUCAGCACUGCCCUACCAAUGGUGAUCAUAAUUUUGAUAUCAAAAGAGUGAGACCUCCUACUGGUAUUCCAAGGUCUAUGUUAAUGGAAACCCCAGAUGGUUCAUAUGCAUUACCAAGUGGUGCUGUUGCUGUUUUGAAGCCAAAUGAGGCUAUUUUUGAAAAAGAAAUUGAGGGGCUGCCUUCCUCUCGUUCUAUUGUCAAUCUUCCACCAGAACUUCACUGUCCACUGUGCAAAGAAGUAAUGAAAGAUGCUGUGUUGACGAGCAAGUGUUGCUUUAAAAGCUUUUGUGAUAAAUGUAUAAGAGAUCGUGUCAUUUCCAAAUCAACAUGUGUCUGUGGGGCCACAAAUAUACUUGCAGAUGAUCUUUUGCCCAACAAAACAGUCAGGGUUACUAUCAACCGUAUUUUGGAAUCCAAUAACAGCAGUACAGAAAAUACCAGCAGUGCUCGAGGUUGUAUUUCAGAUAUGAAGCCUGCAUUCUGUCCACAGCCUAAGAUUAAAUCCCCUGUGCUGUCGGCCUCAAAGGGAGAGAAAGUGUCACCGACUCAAAACGAGGAAACUCCAAAUAUUAAGGACACUGCAGAGAAGAGUACAACUGUUGGUGUAUCGCUGCAAAUUUUGGAGGAAGAGAGGGCUGUUAGAGUCGCAGAUGUUUCUAAAGCCAUGCCUGAGUCUAUUAAUCUGAGGGAAUCAGGAUCAAAGGGGAGUGCCCCAUCGGCUGACGAGGAAGUGCAUCAGAAGCCAGUUUCUGGUGAGGCAGGGAAUAAAAAGAAAACGAAGAAAACUUGCUUACCUUUUAAUGCUGCAGAGAUGCAGUGGGGAACCUCUCAAGAUCUUGCUGCCGAGAACUAUAUGAUGUUUGACCAUUCCGCCUGUUAUAAUUCAUACUGGACUGGCAUGCAAGCUGGAAUGGAAGGCUGUGUUGCUCCUUGCGCUUUUGAUUCUAUGGGCUAUGGGUUUAAUUCUUUCAAUGUUCCAUUCUGGGGUGUCUUACCUCCAAAUUCAUUUGGAGCACAUGGUUAUAUGUUGCCUCUUGUCCCACCUCAGAGGGAUCUGUCCAGAGAUUGGGAAUUCAGUAGGGAAGUGAGCAGCCAUCCUGAUGUUCCCUCAUUGAAAUCAAAACCUGUAUGUCCUUUUGUUUCUCAAAUUUCCAUCUCCUCUCUUUAUACAUGUAUUGUGAGCAGAUAAAGGCUCAUAGUUAGAAGCGAAAAUUGGCAGGAACCAUUUGGCCGAAUGACAAUUAGAAUGCUUGCCUACUUCUCCAUAAUAAAUGGAAGAAGAAUACUGUAUCAUUCCUAAUUCGGGAUUGGAUGUAAUUAUUCGUUUAAAAUUGUAUUAAUUUUUUUUUUCUUUC